Chinchilla lanigera (long-tailed chinchilla) is the source of this 1356-nucleotide messenger RNA. RefSeq names its product BCL2-related ovarian killer (gene Bok). Gene Ontology annotation, cellular component: mitochondrial outer membrane. Gene Ontology annotation, biological process: regulation of apoptotic process; extrinsic apoptotic signaling pathway in absence of ligand; intrinsic apoptotic signaling pathway in response to DNA damage. The record is from RefSeq and is a predicted model, not a curated record. Gene Ontology annotation, molecular function: protein heterodimerization activity; protein homodimerization activity. Lineage: Eukaryota; Metazoa; Chordata; Mammalia; Rodentia; Chinchillidae.
GUGUGGCGGCCCCCGUCCGCGUGCUCGCCAUGGAGGUCCUGCGCCGCUCCUCGGUCCUCGCCGCCGAGAUCAUGGACGCCUUUGAGCGCACGCCCACCGACAAAGAGCUGGUGGCCCAGGCCAAGGCGCUGGGCCGGGAGUUCGUGCACGCGCGGCUCCUGCGCGCCGGCCUGGCCUGGAGCGCGCCCGAGCGCGCCGCGGUGCCGGGGGGCCGCCUGGCGGAGGUGUGCGCUGUGCUGCUGCGUCUGGGGGAUGAGCUGGAGCAGAUCCGGCCCAGUGUGUACCGCAAUGUGGCCCGCCAGCUGCACAUCUCCCUGCAGUCAGAGCCUGUGGUGACUGAUGCGUUCCUGGCUGUGGCAGGCCACAUCUUCUCAACAGGCAUCACAUGGGGCAAGGUGGUGUCCCUCUACGCAGUGGCUGCAGGGCUGGCUGUGGACUGUGUACGACAGGCCCAGCCUGCCAUGGUUCACGCCCUGGUCGACUGCCUGGGGGAGUUUGUGCGAAAGACCCUGGCUGCCUGGCUGCGGCGGCGCGGUGGAUGGACUGACAUCCUGAAGUGCGUGGUCAGCACCGAUCCCGGCCUCCACUCACACUGGCUCGUGGCCGCGCUGUGCAGCUUCGGGCGCUUCCUGAAAGCUGCCUUCUUCGUACUCUUGCCGGAGAGAUGAGUGCCUGCCUGGUACCCUGUGUCCGACCUGGGAACCCUGUGGCACCCAGACAGCCUGUCCCCCUCCUGAGCCCCAUGCCUAUCCUCCUCGCAGAGCGUCUGCCCAAGACCCAGGGGCAGCCCUGGGCCUUGCCCCAGAAAGGGCCACAGCAGGAUGUGAGCUGGCCUUGGUCUCAGGGGCAGCAGUCUGAGGGCCUGUGUGCUGGCUGCUGAGCCUGAUGCAGAGAAUGCAUCUGCCAUGAGCGGGACGGGGUCCUGGUGUGGGGGCAGGGUGUGGGGCUCUAGCUGUGGACAGGAUGGUCUGUGGGAGCUGAGCCAGAGGCUUUGUCCCCUGAGGGCGAGAAUGACUCAUCUGUCCCUUGCGCUGCCCUCAGGACUGAGAACUCAGACACUGGGAGCCUGGCCCCUCAGAGCAUCGGAGGCCUGACUCCCCCGACCUUCUCCUCAGUGUUGUUUCCCAGGCAGGGCACAUGUUAGGUCCACAGACCCUGCCAGCCAGUCCGGCCCAAGUGACAUGGCACUGAGGAGGGCAUGUGGCCAGAGCUGCUUCCUCCAGCUCCCUGUGCCCCCUGCAGACGCCCUGUCCCCCUGCCAGGCUGUGUGCUAUGGGGGCCCAUGCAGCCCUGGGUCAGUGGCAGGCAGGCCCGGGGAGGGAUGCUGGGAAUAAACUCCAACUUGUUCUCAUGUUA